Molecule: messenger RNA, 1695 nt
Organism: Raphanus sativus (radish)
Lineage: Eukaryota; Viridiplantae; Streptophyta; Magnoliopsida; Brassicales; Brassicaceae
Product: alanine--glyoxylate aminotransferase 2 homolog 2, mitochondrial-like
Exons: 8
Coding region: 131-1567 (478 amino acids)
Cellular component (GO): mitochondrion
Molecular function (GO): pyridoxal phosphate binding; transaminase activity
Source: RefSeq, a predicted model, not a curated record
CUCCUUAAAUAGAGAUGGUAACGUCGUGGCUCUCUUCUCAUCAUCAUUACAACCAUCGAAACGGUAUCGUAGUGAUCUCUGCAACCGUUUCGUUUCAUCAAGAUAGAAUCGGUGGGAGAUAAAAGAGACGAUGCAGAGAUUCGCGGCGAAAAGUAGGUUUCAAAACAUUCCCAUUUCUCUCUGGCGACGACGACGACGAUGCAUGAUCUCGUCGACGUCUGAAACAGCAACGGCUGCUUCCGACGAAUUUACCGCCAGGCUUCCGCCGUUUGAGUACAUUCCGCCACCGUAUACAGGUCCAUCAGCCGAUGUCAUCCUUACCAAAAGGAAAGAGUUUCUCAGCUCUUCCAUGUCUUGUCUCUACAAAAAACCGUUGAACAUAGUGGAUGGGAAGAUGCAGUAUCUAUUCGACGAGAGUGGUCGGAGAUACUUAGAUGCAUUUGCAGGUAUCGCAGUUGUGAACUGUGGGCAUUGUCACCCUGAUGUGGUUAAACCAGUCAUCGACCAAAUCAAACGACUCCAGCAUCCUACCACUCUUUACCUUAACCAUGCAAUUACUGACUUCUCUGAAGCUCUCGCUUCUAAACUCCCUGGUGAUCUCAAGGUUGUGUUCUUCACCAACUCAGGAACGGAGGCUAAUGAGUUAGCGCUCAUGAUAGCUAAGCUGUAUACUGGAUGUCAAGACAUUGUCUCGAUUCGUAAUGGGUAUCAUGGUAACGCUGCUGGAACUAUGGGUGCUACUGGUCAAAGCAUGUGGAAGUUCAACGUGGUUCAGACCGGAACUCACCACACUUUGAACGCUGAUCCAUAUAGAGGUGUGUUUGGUUCUGAUGGAGAAAAGUAUGCAAGAGAGUUGCACGAUCUUAUCCAAUAUGGCACGACCGGAAACAUUGCUGGUUUUGUUUUUGAAGCUAUACAGGGAGUUGGAGGGAUCGUUGAGCUAGCUCCAGGCUACUUGUCAGCAGCUUACGACAUUGUAAAGAAAGCUGGAGGGUUGUUCAUUGCAGAUGAAGUACAGUCUGGUUUCGCCCGUACCGGUGAUUUCUGGGGUUUUGAAGCUCACAAUGUUGUCCCUGACAUAGUAACCAUGGCAAAGGGGAUAGGGAAUGGGUUUCCUUUGGGAGCAGUUGUGACAACUCCAGAGAUUGCAAGAGUGUUGACACGUCGAUGCUACUUCAACACGUUUGGUGGGAAUGCUGUGGCUACUACAGCUGGUCUCGCUGUUCUGAAUGUGAUUGAGAAAGACAAGCUUCAGCAAAAUGCGUCCUUGGUUGGAACUUAUCUCAAAGUAAAAUUUAACCAGCUGAAAGAGAAACACGAAAUUAUUGGGGAUGUACGGGGAAGAGGACUGAUGCUUGGAGUAGAACUGGUGAGUGAUCGCAAGCUUAAGACUCCUGCAACUGCUGAGAUUCUACACAUCAUGGAUCAAAUGAAAGAGUUGGGUGUCUUGGUUGGAAAAGGAGGCUACUAUGGAAACGUCUUUAGAAUAACACCACCUCUCUGCUUCACUAAGGACGAUGCAGAUUAUCUCGUCGAAGCUAUGGACUACUCAAUGUCCAAGAUGUGAAGAAGAGAAACAGACACACAAUAUUAGCUUACUUGUAAUUUUUCUUUGAACUACCAAAAUGAUUGAUGAACCAACAUCUCGUUGAUUCUCAAUCAAUAUAUUUUUCUUAAUGUUAAACAUUUUCUAUC